AUGGCUGUUGCAAGUUCAACCUCACUGGAUACCGCAGUUCUAAUAUCGACGGUGCUGGAAGGCAUGUUAUACGGUUUUUCGAUCCUCAUGUUUAUUGGCACCAUGUGGGCAAUGACCUACAAGCGUUCCAUACGAGAUUUCAAUCGGCCAGUCGUUGCCGCAGCCGUCCUGCUGUCGCACAUAGUCUUCCGCAUUAUUCGGUUCCAAUACGGAUUUGUGACGUACCAAGAUGUUUCUCGAGAAACGUAUCUGAUCAAGAAUUCAAUAUACGUUCUGCAAACUCUGCUUGGCGAUGCGGUAGCGAUUUAUCGUUGUUACGUCGUCUGGCAAGCUGCCUGGGUCAUCAUUCUACCAAGCUUGCUGUGGUGCUGCGUCGCAGUGAACGUGGAAUGCAUGGGAGCGUUCUGUGGCCUGACACUUGCAGCAAAUUUGACGAGUUCAGGAUUACUUGCGUAUCGCAUCUGGAAAAUCGAGCGCAGAGUCUCUACCUCUCGCACUACAAAGGUCCUGACCACGAGUAUAAUGCGUGUAAUAAUGGAGUCUGCUAUUUUGUACAGCAUAACACUCCUCGCUACACUCACGCCGGUCAUCUCAAUUGCUUUCUACAUGGUAAUAAUUCGAAUCGCAAUCGGUCAAAACACUCUCAGUCAGGUCUUGACUGCCCGUGGAGCGAUGACCAGUGAAACGGAACGAGGGAGCUUUCCACAACGUUCUGUGAAGCCUCUGCAGGUCGACAUAUCCCGCUCCACGCACACUGACAGUACCCGUGUGGACGUGACUUCAAGUUGGAACCAGAGCCGACCACCGACAGCUGCGGAAGUAGCAGCGACGGGAGGUGUGGUGGAUGAUGUGAAAGCAGUGAUAUAUGGUUGUGAAGAUGAGUGGGCAGGCUAUGAGCUGCCUACGGUAGUCCAAGUUAUUGAGGUCAAAGGAUUCUUCUUCCGUUUGUCCCUAGCUGAAGCAUUCCCCUGCAUGAAAUCAGAUUGA
Suillus subalutaceus is the source of this 987-nucleotide messenger RNA. RefSeq lists its product as uncharacterized. Bases 1 to 987 code for a protein of 328 amino acids. The transcript has 10 exons. Lineage: Eukaryota; Fungi; Basidiomycota; Agaricomycetes; Boletales; Suillaceae. The record is from RefSeq and is a predicted model, not a curated record.